Messenger RNA from Owenia fusiformis, 982 nucleotides. The record is from the annotation of a GenBank genome assembly. NCBI's taxonomy places the organism in Eukaryota, Metazoa, Annelida, Polychaeta, Sabellida, Oweniidae.
AAUGGCUUUUGCAAUAUCAUCCUUGAAAAUUUGAUAAACGAUCUCAUUAGUUCAUAGCAACAAAAAGUUUUAAUUUAAAAAUGUUGAUCUUUGUUUUUGCUCUCUAUUAUUUCAGUGCUGUUGGAUGCUUUGGCCAAUCUUUAGAUGAGGUCUGCGGCAUCAGUAAGUAUCCAGAUGCAGGGAGAGUACCUGUUGAAGGGGGUCGAACUCGAAGAAUAGUAGGCGGAGUUCCUGCUAGGGAAAAUGAGUAUCCAUGGGUGAUCUUAAUGGAUUGGUUUGAUGGGAACAAUUGGGACCAGAAUUGUGGAGCAGUCCUCAUUGAUAACAGAUGGGCGCUUAGUGCAAGGCAUUGUACAUACGCGAAUGACCCUGCGUCUGACUACGAGCUAUACACAAAAAAUCACUGGAGAUUUCCUUCUAAUGACGGCGUCGCUUACACCCCUGAAGUCAUAAUAAGGCACCCUGAUUAUGAUGAAAACACGUAUGAGAAUGACCUUGUGAUGUUUAAAUUCCCUCAGAAUUUGACAUUUGAUGAUGAUCUCCGACCUAUUUGCCUUCCACCUAGAAAUGACAGCAGCUCUUAUGUAGGGCAGACUGUCAUCAUCGCUGGAUGGGGCAAUGAAGAAAGAAACGGUCCAUCUCCAGAGCAACUUCUUUACACUGACAUGGAAGUUAUAGAUUAUGACACAUGUGCGCUGAUGCUGAUGCCCGAUGUCGUCUUUCCAACUACUAACAUAUGUGUUCUUGGAAAUGGCAAAGACGCUGGAGAUGGCGACUCAGGAAGUGUACAUUUCUACAAGAGGCCAGAUGGAAGAUUCGAAGGCAUAGGAAUCCAAUCGUGGGGUCACUGGCCCGCAGGAGAGAGACCUAGUGUCAUUGUGAGGAUCAGCGAGUAUUACGACUGGAUUGAUGAAGUUAGAGCCAACAACUAGAUCAGCAGAUUGCAUAUUUUCCUCUGUCUUUUGCCACCAUAGAUGUUUUA